Molecule: messenger RNA, 822 nt
Organism: Miscanthus lutarioriparius
Lineage: Eukaryota; Viridiplantae; Streptophyta; Magnoliopsida; Poales; Poaceae
Source: the annotation of a GenBank genome assembly
AUGGCUUCGAUCAACAAGACGGAGUUCAAGGUUCUUGAGCUGAACGGCAAGAACUAUCAAACCUGGGCACUCGACUGUGAGUUCCAUCUGCAGGCGAUGCAGCUGACUCCCAUGAUCGCCAGGCCUGCAGCCGGUGUUCCUGCUCCGCCACCCCAUGACAAGGCAAAAGCUUGCAUCCUUCGCUUUUGUGACCAGGUCGUCACUGAACUUGAUAUGAUUGAGAAAACUCUCGAGACUUUCCACCCCACCAACAUGGUACUCCAGCAGCAGUACCGUAACAACAAGUACAUGAAGUACUGUGAUCUCAUCAAUGUGCUGCUUGCCGUUGAGGCUCAGAAUGAACUCUUGAUGAAGAACUUCCACAUGCGCCCUGUUGGGACACAGGCACAUCCUGAAGCACAUGCCAGUUUCCGUAACAGUAACGAGGCAAAAAAAGAGAGAGGAAAGUUUAAGAACAGAGGCCAGAAGUCCAAUUGCAAUGGCAAAGGCCAGAAGUUCAAUGGCAAUGGCAAAGGCAGGUCCCUGAAGGGCUCAAAGGACGAGCAUUGGUCCCGUACUUGCACUACCGACCCACACUUGAUUGAGCUAUAUCAAGAGUGGAAGAAGCGCCAAAACCCGGAGGUACACUUCGUCCAGGCAUCUGUCGUUGUUGUGACUGGACUACACCUCCUGAAGCCAUCAGAGCCUACAGAGAAGCUUGAAUCAGCAACUAUGGAUGUUGAUCAUAAUGCCACCGGUGAUCGUACUGCUGAAAAGGGAGAUGCCUAUACUGGUGAUGAUGAUUUUGACCUCGACAACGAGGAUCUCCUGGACGAGGACUAG